Drosophila bipectinata is the source of this 7666-nucleotide messenger RNA. RefSeq names its product receptor mediated endocytosis 8 (gene Rme-8). NCBI's taxonomy places the organism in Eukaryota, Metazoa, Arthropoda, Insecta, Diptera, Drosophilidae. The record is from RefSeq and is a predicted model, not a curated record. Gene Ontology annotation, biological process: receptor-mediated endocytosis; regulation of early endosome to late endosome transport; endosome organization. Gene Ontology annotation, cellular component: endosome membrane.
CUAGCCAUAUCAACCAGGGUUUUUUGUUUAUUGCAAAUUGCAAAAAUCCGCAAUCGGGAGAUAGUACGACAAAAAAUACUUCUUAAAUCUAGCGACAUGCAUUAGAUCUCCAAGGUGGAAAUUAAUUGGAUUUGAGGAUAGAAACAAUGCUGCCGCCGAAGGAAAAUGUUGAUCUGGAGUGCUUUAUGGUCACAAAGCACUCGUGGAAGGGGAAGUACAAGCGGAUCCUGUCGAUCGGAACAGCCGGCAUUUCCACCUACAACCCGGACAAGUUUGACCUGACGAAUCGGUGGACCUACUCGGAUAUUGUUGCAGCAGCACCAUCAAAAACCUCAAAUAUUCCAAAUGAGUUUGUGCUAACCAUAAAGAAGGAUAAGAAGCUGGACACCAUUAAGUUAUCCUCGGAGUACCGCAACGACAUACUCACUUCGAUAUUAAAAUACUACAAAGAGUUUGCCGACAAACCCAAACAUGCUCAACGUUUCAGUGCGUACAAGUACCACUGGUCGGGUAUCAGCCUCCCCACAGUACUGGAGGUUACGCCGUGCUCCCUGGACCAGCUCGACCCCACCACGAACGACGUGCUGGCCAGCUAUAUGUACAAGGACAUCGAGGGAAUAAUAGCAGGCAUAUCGGAUUAUGAGGGCGGCAUCGUAAUGGCCUAUGGCGGAUUCAGUCGCUUGCAUCUGUUCAAAGCCCUAAACCACCAUGAGAUCGUCCAGAAUAUAGCCCAGAAAUCGUCCCAGUUUUUGGGCAUCGAGACGAAGAUACUCAAAAGCCAGAUAACCCUGGAGCAGUUCGAAAGGCAGAGGUUUGGCAAGUUCAGUGGCGAUCAAUUCCAGACUUCCAUGACCGAGUUUACGGUCCAGAAGCUAACGCCCCGCCAUCCAGACCCUGUGAAACGCACCCUUUGCCUUACGGAGGCGACUCUUCUUGAACGAGAUCCGCAAACGUACAGCAUCUGCACCCUGCGCCCACUUGCUGAUGUUUUUGCCUUGGUCCGCGACAAAGACAACCUGCAGCGCUUCAGCAUCGAGUACAAGAACGGCAUUGUGCGCAGCUACAGCACAAAUGACCGUGACUCGCUGCUAGCAACUGUGCUCGAUGCAGUGCGUUCUAGCGGCAAUCAGGACGUACAUAUCCGCAUUGGAAACACGCCAAGAGGCAAGCGAUAUGUCCCGCUUAGUAGUUCCGUGGACGAGGAGACAGAAGCGACUCUAUUGCGCCUGGUAAUCAAUAACUUCCAGAAUCCCUCCAAGCGCUACGAGAUUCUGGAGCGCUUUAACGCCAAUGUGCCGCACAGUGGCCUUAACUACAGUGUUACUCAAGAUAGUUUAUUUGCGGAAAACAAAGAGAAACUUAUUCUGAGCGCUCUUCAGGCUUUGGCUCAAAAAGAGCUGGACAGUCCCACAGCGCAGCUGACCAACAUGGAAUUGGAGGCCAUAUUCCAUGCUCUUACCCGCCUACUGGCCAGCAAGGUGGGCUACGCAGCCUUUACCAAUCUCCCGGGUUUUCGAGAGAUCAUCGGUACCAAGGUUGUGGCUGCUCUCCGGCGCAAAGAUCUGGCUGUAACUUACUCUGCCAUCGACAUGAUCAAUUCCCUGAUGCAUUCAGUGAACUCAGAUCAUGACCUGAAGCAAGAGCAGUUGAACAAGUCAUCCAUUUUGUCGUCUAAAUCGUUUCUGGAAACUUUGCUGAAUAUGUGGACAGCCCAUGUGAGUCACGGUAGUGGUGCCCUUGUGCUGUCGGCUAUGCUGGACUUCAUGACCUUUGCGUUGUGUGUGCCUUACAGCGAGACCACCGACGGCAAGCAGUUCGACAUUUUGCUGGAGCUGGUCGCCGAUCGGGGUCGAUAUCUGUACAAACUAUUCCAACACCCCUCUCUGGCUAUUGUCAAGGGAGCUGGCCUCGUUUUGAGAGCCAUCAUUGAGGAGGGGGAGUUGCAUGUGGCCCAGCAGAUGCAAGCUUUGGCUCUGGACGAGGCGGCUCUUUGUCGGCACUUGCUAGUAGCUUUGUAUACACCGUCAAAUGAUCCCACCCUGACCACACAUCGACAGCUGUCUCGUCAUCUGAUCGGAUUGUGGUUAACGGACAGCGAGGAGGCCAUGGAGCUGUUCAAGCGCAUUUUUCCCGCUGGUCUUUUAACCUUCCUGGAAUCGGAGGAAUCCGUUCCCGAAUCGGAUGUGGAAGAAGACAAGCUAAACUUUCGUGACAAUCUCAAGUUUGCAAUUCAACAUUCCAAUAGAACGCGCAAAAAUGUGAUAGAGAAGCAUUUGGCAGGCAUCAAGCAUUGGGGCAUGAGCCUGAUCGAGCAGCAGGACGAAGCGGCACAGGCUCUGAAAAACCGUCCAGUGGUUCUCCGCAACCGCCGCCAGAAGAAAAAGACAUCCGAUGUGAUUGUGAAUCUGCCUUACUUCUUCUACAGCUUUGCCAAAGACCACAGCCUGCCUAACCUAAUCUGGAAUCAUAAGACUCGGGAGGAGCUGCGUAUGUGUUUGGAGAACGAGUUACGACAGUUCCUCAAUGACCGCGACCUGGCCGGUCAGAUGAUUGUGGCCUGGAACUAUCAAGAGUUUGAAGUAGCCUACCAAUGCCUCGCGGAUGAAAUAAAAAUUGGAGACUACUAUAUCCGCCUGAUUUUGGAGAAGGAUGACUGGCCCCAGAACUUGGUGAAGGAUCCGGUUGAGCUAUUUAAUGCCUUGUACCGAAGAGUCUUGUGCCGGCAACGUGUGAACGAUGACCAAAUGACCGUGUUCUCGCUUCAAGCCUUGGCCAAAGUGUACAAGCGCUACCACAAGGAGAUUGGCAAGUUUAGCGACAUGUCCUACAUACUCCAGCUCAGCGAUAGGUGCCUCUCGCCUUCCAUGCGCGACGCCCUAAUCAACCUGAUAUCGUGCCUGGUUCUGGAGAAAUCCAACUGUCGAGCCCUUAUCGAUCAUGUCCAGUGCCUGGUGGAUCUAAUAACAUUAGCACACUUGCAUAAAGGGCGCGCCCAGUUGAAUACCAAAACCAAUGUCAUCGAAGCCGGCCCGAACAUGGCUGCCUACGAGGAGAAGGACUGGUACUACAACAUCGAAAAGGAUGGGCAGAAGCCGGAGCGGCAGGGACCCAUAACCUAUUCCGAGCUGAAGGAGCUCUGGCAAAAGGGACUGAUCACGCCGAAGACUCGAUGCUGGGCUAUCGGCAUGGAUGGCUGGCGGUCGCUGCAGCAAAUCCCUCAGCUAAAAUGGUGCCUUAUUGCCAAGGGGACCCCUCUCUACGACGAGACGGAGCUCUCCUCCAAAAUUCUGGAUAUUUUGAUCAAGUGCACGAGCUUCUUCCCAAGCCGCACGCAGAACGGAGUGGCGGUACUGAUACCCGGACCAAAGUUGUCGCGAAAACUAUCGGAGUUCAUCUGCCUGCCGCAUGUGGUGCAAGUGUGUCUCACCCACGAUCCAGGCUUGCUGGAACGCGUAGCUACAUUGCUCUGCCAAAUCAUGGAGGACAAUCCUGAGAUGCCCAAGGUCUAUCUGACGGGCGUCUUCUACUUUAUGCUUAUGUACACGGGCAGUAACAUCCUGCCCAUUACCCGCUUCUUGAAGAUGACGCACAUGAAGCAGGGCUUCCGCAGUGAAGAGACGUCCCAAUCCGGCAUUAUGCACAGAAGUAUUCUGGGUCAACUCCUGCCCGAGGCCAUGGUUUGUUUCCUGGAGAACUACAGCGCCGAAAAGUUUGCGGAAAUCUUCUUGGGCGAAUUCGACACGCCCGAGGUGAUCUGGAGUUCAGAGAUGCGUCGCCUGCUCAUCGAAAAGAUCGCAGCCCAUAUAGCUGAUUUCACGCCGCGACUCCGGGGGCAUACAAUGGCCAGAUACCCAUACCUGGCCAUCCCAGUGAUCAGCUAUCCACAGCUGGAAAACGAGCUCUUCUGCCACAUCUACUAUCUACGCCACCUGUGUGACACACAGAAGUUUCCCAACUGGCCAAUUUCGGAUCCCGUUCAGCUGCUGAAGCACACAUUAGACGCAUGGCGGAAGGAAGUUGAGAAGAAGCCACCGCAGAUGACCAUCCAGCAGGCUUACCAGGACCUCGGCAUCGACCUGACAAAGACGCCCAAGCCAGACGAGUCCAUGAUCCGAAAGAGCUACUACAAGCUGGCGCAGAUGUAUCAUCCAGACAAAAAUCCCAACGGCCGCGAAAUAUUCGAAAAGGUCAAUCAGGCCUACGAGUUUCUGUGCUCAAGAAAUGUGUGGAGCUCGGGUGGACCAGAUCCCAAUAACAUUGUGCUCAUACUUCGCACCCAGAGCAUUCUCUUUGAGCGAUAUCCCGAUGUUUUGCGGCCUUACAAGUACGCGGGAUAUCCGCAGCUCAUCAAAACCAUCCGCCUGGAGACGCGCGACGACGAGCUUUUCUCCAAGGAGGCCCAGCUCCUGACCGCUGCUUCAGAGCUGUGUUACCACACGGUUCAUUGCUCUGCCCUCAACGCCGAAGAGCUGCGCCGCGAGGAAGGCAUUGAGGCGCUCCUGGAGGCCUACACUCGGUGUGUUUCCAUUUUGGGAGUGGACUCUAAGCCAGACUCACUGCACUACCAGGUCAUUUCGAAUGUGACGCGGUGCUUUGAGGUGGCCUGCAACUUCGAGAAGUGCAAGCAGAAAAUCAUUACGUUGCCGCAGCUUUUGUCCGACGUGUGCCGAGUGGUCUACUUUAAGCACACCCUGUCGGUGAGUCUGGUGACCAGUCUGGCGGCCAACAAUUAUGAUCUGCAGUGCGAUCUCUCGCGCAAUGGAGUGCUCUGGUCGCUGCUGCUAUUCAUUUUCGAGUACGACUACACCUUGGACGAAAGCGGAGUGGAGGUCAGCGACAAGUCCAACCAGCAGCAAUUGGCCAACAACCUGGCCAAGAUGGCUGUUCUCGGGUGCAUAGCUUUGGCGGGCUACAACAUGGAGCUGCGCCAGAAACCAGUCACGGGCAGUGAGGCUAAUUCCCCGGUGGCUAAGCCGCUACCGGCCAUCAAACCCAAGCCAGUCCAGACAAACACGGCCUACACCCAGAACGCCCAUAAUCCGCUGCAAAGCAAGCAGUUGGCCAUCACCAGUGGCAAGGAGAAGGAGCCGGAAAGUUCGUCUGGAAGCAGUGAUACCUCGAGCUCCACUCCCACGGAAAGUGAGCAGCAGCAGCAGCCCAGUGCCAUCCAGCAGAAGUACAUUGUGACGGGUGAGGCGAAGAAUACGCUGAUAAAGCAGGUCCUGGACCGGCUGCUCACCCGCCACAUUGCCAACCAGCUGGCCACGGCGCGGGACAGCGACGUACUGAAGUUGCUUACGGCAAACACACGAAAUCCCUACCUCAUUUGGGACAAUGGAACCCGGGCCCAGCUCAAGGACUUCCUCGAGCAGCAACGCACGGUCUCGGCGAAGGAGACGCACGAGGACAUUGCCCAAGUCGCGGAGCUGGUCUCUACAUUUGAGUUCGAUGCUCACAAGGAUGAACUUCAAAUAGGAGGCAUCUUCAUACGCAUCUACAACGACAUGCCAACGCAUCCGAUUGCCCAGCCCAAGCUCUUUAUCAUGGAUCUGCUGGAGUACUUAAAGCACGCCUAUCAGUUUCUGAAUUUUAAGAAAAACCCUGCACCACCUGUUGCACCCAAAAUGGGCACCGAUGGCAUAUUAACCCCCACACUGGCACCCAAUCAUCCCCAGCUACAGCAGGCGACGGCGGGCGGCAAACCUGGCAGCACUUUUGACGAAGUACUAAGCGCGUACAACCGCUCCAAGAGCCGGAAGAAGAUGGAGACGGAUGCCCUGGCGGAGCAGCAACAGGCCCUGCAACAAAGCAAGUACGACUUUGCCAGCGAUGGAAAGCUGGAACUGCAUAUCACAAUGGUGCUCAGGGCGCUGAUCGCGGUGAUCAAGUCCAACGCAGAGGUGGAGAUCCAGUGCAUCGGGAACUUUGACAUGAUCUUUGGUUUUCUGGCCAACAACAUAUUUCCAGACAGCUCCACGGUCAAGGCUGUUGCCUUGGAAGUCGUUGCUCUUGUCUCUCGCAACAAAGAAUGCGUCUCUGAGGUGGCUGCCUGCGAAAUUUUGGGCAACUAUCUGGUGGCUCUUAAAGACCCAGAGCUCCGUGCCAGCCAGGUAAAGGUCCUGGAGACGCUGUCAGGACUCAUGAAUGUUCAGGAGAUGAUCAAGGAAGCCCAGACCAAGGGCGCGGUUAUCUAUCUGCUUGACAUGUUCUGCAAUUCGAGAAACCCGCAGAUUCGAGAAAUGUGUGCCGAAAUCCUGGCCAAGAUGACGGCAGAUCGUCUGAGCGGUCCCAAGGUUCGCAUUACCAUAUCAAAGUUCCUGCCAACGCUGUUCAUCGACGCCAUGGUGGAGUCCCCAGCCACGUCCAUACAGCUUUUUGAGUCCAUCCAUGAGCACCCGGAGCUGAUAUGGAACGAUUCUACUCGAUCCACUGUUUGCGAUGCCGUGGCUGAAGCUUGCGAGAGAUUCUAUCAACACCAGAAGUCCAACUCCCGGCAUGUCUGGAAGGAUCCCGAAAUACUUAAAGACAUUGUGGCCAACGAAAUCGUCGUGGCCGGUGUAUACCUCCGCUUGUUUGUCAGCAAUCCCGCCUGGACCUUGCGCAAGCCCAAGCAGUUCCUCUCCGACCUCCUGGACUUUGUCGUCGAACAGAUCGGCAAAAGCUCUUCCGACCAGGACGUUUUGGAUCUCUCAACCACAGCCCUGGUAGAGUUGCUUCGCUCACAGCCCAACCUGGCGGACGAUAUCCCAGUCCUGGGCCACAUACCGAAGUUGUUCAACCUGCUUUCGGUGCAGCCAAAGAACACGCUAUCAGUAUUACACCAGCUCUCGAUUUCUGAGUUUUGUGUGAGUGCCAUUUCGCAGACGGAGUGCGUCGCUCCGCUCAAGAAAUGCAUGGAGCACAACAGAGACUGCAUUGAAAAAGCCUGCGAAACGCUGAGUCGCCUCUUCAAGCAUCAGCACGACUCGUUAAUCAGUCAAUCUCUGGAGAUGGGUCUAAUACCGUUUCUGCUUGGUCUCUUGGACAGUCGCCUCGAGUUCGUGGAUAAUGCAUCGGCGGUUAAGGCACAAAUAGUGGCCGCGCUCAAGGGCAUGACGCACAAUCUCAACUACGGCGACCGGGUCACGCAAAUCCUGCUGAAGCAUCCAGUGUGGGCCGAGUUCAAGGAUCAGCGCCACGAUCUGUUCAUUACUGAUACAAAUAUACGUGGCUAUCUAACCGGAGUUAAUCCCACGGCUGGGUAUCUGACGGCGGGACCCGCACAAAGUGUGGAAGUGCUCACCUCGCCACCGCCCAUCGAUCGUGACGAUCCUUCGGCCCGUUCACCCAUCGACUAGCGAAUUAUCCCCUGCCAGACCAAAGCCAAGGCUAAGGUUGGCCUUUGAGUUGAAGCCUUCGAUUGCCACGGAAUCUGAAAUCUGAACCAUUCACGGGUUUCCCCAAUUACUGUAUUAAACUUUUGCAAAUUUCUUACACACGUAGCGUGAAAGUGGGCGGCGAUCAUAUUAUUAAACUGUAACAAAGUUUCAUUUUUUAUAUUUAUAAAGAGAAUUUUGUAAAAAUAAUUAGUUAAUAGCUUAUACACAGAACAUAAACCAACCUAACUAGAGCAUGCAUAAAGUGAUUAUACAUAUUAUGGAAUAAAGCCGAUUCAUUACAAAUGAAA